GUAGAUUUUCUGACUAAAGUGAAAAAUUUUUGUAAAAAUGAUUGAAACAUAUGCUCUUAUUUUUGGAAUAAAUCAAAACAAUUACAGACAAUUAAAAUUUCAUACAUACCUGUUCAUUCACGACAUGAAAACGCUAGUGUAAAAUUAAAGUGGAAUAAUGAACGAUCAAAAUUAUUUGAAGUGUUAGAUUCUAAAAUUUUGAAAAUAAGUGAUGAUAAAGAUCUGCCGGACAAUAUUUCUGGUGAUGAAAAUACUGGUCGAAUCCUGGAUGUACCAACAAAAGUGUUUUUAGAAACUGUUUGAGCGCAACG
Molecule: messenger RNA, 311 nt
Organism: Cotesia congregata
Lineage: Eukaryota; Metazoa; Arthropoda; Insecta; Hymenoptera; Braconidae
Source: the annotation of a GenBank genome assembly